AAAAUAAAAUAUAUUUUAUUCAUGUCGUUCGUUUGGUUGGUACUGUUGGUAGUUAAAUCAACUAAAAUGGCAAUACCGAAAUCAUAUGACAGUCAGUCGCCUUUUUCCGAACAAAAUGGCUGUGACCAUGGCUCUGUUUUGGGUUUCUCUUGUUCUUUCAAUAAUUGGCUCAAAUGCCAGCGGAGAGUUCAACAUACUCCAUAGUCCAGACUCCCUAAAAUUCACGGGAUCAGGAAAAACAUCGGAAAGCCUUCUGAAAGAGAUAUUUUCUGCUGCUCUUGGGCUAUCUGUUGAAGAGAAUUCACAAUGGAAGGGAAUGUAUGUGGUGGAUCCUUUCAACACCCCAGAGGCUGUGGUUGAAAUCUACAUAGAUGGUGUCUCCAGCCUUGGACAUACUGGUUUGAAAACUAAAACCUAUCCUUUGAUUGUUGAUGAAUAUGAACCAGACACCUACCAAGGUGUAAAGCACCGCAUCAAGCAACGGUUCACUAAUGGUGGAAACAAAAUUGUUAACAUCAAACUAACUGAUGUUGAUGAGCUCAAGAAGAAUAUUUUUGGUGAUGCAAAGAAACCCAAGCCUACAAAACUGAGCCUUAUGCACUUAAAAUAUAAUGUCGAAGAAGACUACCACUUCUUAAACGAGCUGGCCUCCCUGCAGGCUAUUACUACAAAGAUUGAGAAUGGUGGUAUUGUCCCUGAUAACAUGAUUGAUUUCUAUAACUUGCGCUUCCGUACCCUGCAUCCUCUAUGUGACUUCCAUGGCCCUAACUCUCCCCAAACCAAAGAAGCCAAGAAACUGUUGGGUGAAGCUAUUGAUCAACUCAACAAGGCAUUCAUCAAAGCUUACGAUGGCUCUGUGUUAGUUACCCUUGUCACUACUGAUGUUGCCCAUACUCGCCGCGCCAUACGAUCAGCUCCUGCCGCUGGCCCAGAUGGCAAAUCAGCACCAGAAUAUGAAUGGCAAACAAAGGAAUUUAAAGCUGAAAAUGAAACUGAUGACAGCUACAGUUCUGAAUACCCUGCCAUCUUCAACAUCAUUCUUUGGUUUGCCAUUGUCAUCAUUUUCAGUUUGAUUGCAAUUGUAUAUGCUCUGAUGGACAUGGAUCCAGGCAGGGACUCCAUCAUCUACAGGAUGACUAGUACAAGAAUGAAGAAAGACAAUUAAGUCUGUAGAACUUUAAGUUCUUACUACAGUAUUGUAUUAGAAUGCAGUUUAAAAUUAUGGAACUAAAGAAAUCACAUAUUGUUGUUCCUUGAAAAUUAAUAUUGUACAGACCUUUGUUGAAUAUUUCUGUACAUACUAAACUUGAUGUUUGUAUGUUUAAUAUUAAAAAUAGUGUUUAUUUAGUUAUAAAGUAAAUCAUUGUUAUGUGCUAAAGCCAUCGUUAUUUAUUUUCGACUUGUAUAAUACCCUAUGAAUCUUAUUUAUCUUCCAGAUUACCUUUCAAGAUUUCUCUACUAC
Molecule: messenger RNA, 1462 nt
Organism: Spodoptera exigua (beet armyworm)
Lineage: Eukaryota; Metazoa; Arthropoda; Insecta; Lepidoptera; Noctuidae
Source: the annotation of a GenBank genome assembly